Molecule: messenger RNA, 1869 nt
Organism: Talaromyces stipitatus ATCC 10500
Lineage: Eukaryota; Fungi; Ascomycota; Eurotiomycetes; Eurotiales; Trichocomaceae
Product: flavin-binding monooxygenase, putative
Exons: 3
Coding region: 1-1869 (622 amino acids)
Molecular function (GO): N,N-dimethylaniline monooxygenase activity; flavin adenine dinucleotide binding; NADP binding
Source: RefSeq, a predicted model, not a curated record
AUGACUCUCGUCCAAGAGAAUCCGGUCCCCGUUACGGUCGUAAACGGCCAUGCGAUUGACUCGAAUGAAAUCAAAACGACCUUGAAAACAAGCGUUUCCCCUCUUCCAGAGACGAAGGUUGAGGCAAAAGAGGCAACCAAUUCCAAGCCCAAAUUCGCGAUUGAGGAACAUCCUAUCGAUCAAGUUCGCGAUAUCAAAGUCGGGAUAAUCGGUGCAGGUUUAUCAGGCAUCUCUGCAGCAGCAUUGUUAAGUGCAAAGCUACCUGGUAUCGACUUGACUGUAUACGACAAGAAUGCGGAUGUUGGCGGAACGUGGUUUGAGAAUACAUAUCCCGGUGUUCGUUGCGAUAUUCCUGCGCAUGUAUACCAAUCCAACUUCGCACCAAAUACUCAAUGGACCGAGGAAUUCGCACAGGGUCAUGAAAUUCGGGAAUAUUGGCAGGGUGUGGCUAAGAAAUAUGGUGUUUAUGAACGUUUGAAAUCAAAGCAAAGAGUCUUGAAAGUGGAAUGGUUCAAUGACGAAGUCAAAUGGAAAUUGACUAUUAAAGAUUUGAAUACUGAUAAGGUAUACGAAGAGAAACUAGACUUUGUCAUAUCCGCCAUAGGUCACUUCAAUGCCUGGAAACUUCCUGACUACGAGGGCAUCGAAUCAUUUAAAGGCCCGCUCUUCCACUCAUCAAACUGGAACCACAACGUCGAUUUGAAAGGAAAACGAAUCGCACUUAUCGGCAACGGCGCUUCCGGUCUGCAAGUUCUACCAUCUAUACAACCAAUAGGUAGUCACAUUGAUCACUACGCCCGCAACCGUACCUGGGUCGUGGACUCGUUCAAUGCAGCCAGCGUACGCAGACUUGAACCAAAUCUCAUCAGCGAAGAAGAUAAGGAGUCAUUCAGGGAUUCAGAGAAAUAUCUUGAAUAUCGCAAGAAGGUGGAAGCAGACUACUUCCGUCGGUUUGGUGUUAUUUUCAAGAAUCACCCUCAAAACAAGGAGCUUCGUGCCAAAUGGACAGAACUCAUGCUUAAACGAGUUGACCCUAGUUUAGUGGAUAAGAUUAUCCCUGAUUUCCCGCCUAAUUGUCGUCGUCCCACUCCGGGACCGGGUUAUUUGGAGGCUCUAUCGAAGCCGAAUGUGAGCUAUAUCCAGGACCGGAUUCAGAAAUUCACAGAAAAGGGAAUUGUCACUGUGGACGGAACCGAGAGGGAAGUGGAUGUCGUGAUCUGCUCUACUGGUGCGCAUAUCGACAUGGCGCCACAUUUCCCCAUAGUUGCGAACGGGAUCAAUUUGCAAGAGGCAUGGAAGCCCGAUGGACUCUACGGGUAUCCAUUGACUUACCUCGGAGUCACUGCGCCGGGUAUUCCCAAUAUCGCUUGGAUUCUUGGUCCGGCGUCCUCCGGAUUCAGUGGCACCGUACCCAACAGUGUCGAAAAUCAAGUAACAUACAUCGCCAAAGUGAUUCGAAAAUUACGCAGUCAGGGAAUAGCCACUAUAACACCUUCUUUUGAGGCUACAAAUGACUUCCAAGAGUACGCCGAGCAAUUCUAUGAGCGAACUGUGUGGACCGCGAACGACGAUUCAUCGGAAAGCAAUAAGAACUGCUCAUCAUGGUACAAUGGUGGUAUCCCUGGAGGUCGUGUAGUUGGUUUGUUCCCUGGUAGCGCAGCUGCUGUGAACUAUAUCCUGAGAGAUCCCAGAUGGGAGGAUUACGAGUAUACAUAUACGAACAAGAGUGGUAAUCGAUUCGCAUGGCUUGGGAAUGGGUGGACCACUCGAGAGAGUUUGAAUGAUGACAGUGUCAACUUGACGCCGCAUUUAAAAAAGACGGAUGAUAUUGAUUUGAGGACGCAUUUUGAGGGUUGGUGGGAUGUAUAG